Molecule: messenger RNA, 705 nt
Organism: Pseudozyma flocculosa PF-1
Lineage: Eukaryota; Fungi; Basidiomycota; Ustilaginomycetes; Ustilaginales; Ustilaginaceae
Exons: 5
Coding region: 1-705 (234 amino acids)
Source: RefSeq, a predicted model, not a curated record
AUGUCGAGUCUCGAGGCAACGGACAACGAGCAGUUUUCGACGCGCGAUUACUGGGAUCGGCGGUAUACCGACCUCAAGGAGGGCGAGGAUACGUUUGAUUGGUUCAAGACGUACGAUGACCUCAAACCGAUCUUUGACGAGCUGAUCCCUUCCAAGGAAGCGCGGAUCUUGAUGCUGGGAUGCGGGAAUAGCACACUGAGCGGCGACAUGUACGCAUCAGGGUACGAGAGGAUAACGAACCUCGACUACUCGGCGCCCCUAAUCGAGAGCAUGAAGCGCAAACACGAUGCGCGCGGACAGACACGCAUGAAGUGGCUCGUCAUGGACGUCACACAGAUGACGAGCGACGACAACCCCGCAGCGCUCUGCUCCACCCACGAGCACGACGAGGAGGAGAAGGAGGGAAGGGGAAAGGGGGAGGGGACGUGGGAUGUGGCCAUCGACAAGGGCACCAUGGACGCCUUUAUGGCGGAAAAGGGGAGCGUUUGGGACCCCAGUCCGCGCGUACGCGCCUUGGUCAAGGGCGAAGUCGACGGUGUACUCAGACUGCUCAAACCAGGCGGUCUCUUCAUCUACCUCACCUUCGGACAACCCCACUUCCGCCGCCCGCUCCUCGAACGGCCAGACGAGUGGGACAUCGAGGUCAAGACGAUUGGCGACAUGUUUCAUUACUACCUCUACGUCUGUCGGAAGCGGAGCGUCUAG